Molecule: messenger RNA, 750 nt
Organism: Schistocerca cancellata (South American locust)
Lineage: Eukaryota; Metazoa; Arthropoda; Insecta; Orthoptera; Acrididae
Gene: tsu
Product: RNA-binding protein 8A
Exons: 5
Coding region: 95-583 (162 amino acids)
Biological process (GO): RNA splicing
Cellular component (GO): cytoplasm; exon-exon junction complex; nucleus
Molecular function (GO): mRNA binding
Source: RefSeq, a predicted model, not a curated record
GUUGUUGCUGCUGGUAGUGUACCGGGUUGUUUUUGCUCAAAGACGAAGUUUGUGUCUGUUGUUAUCGUAUUAGCAGUAGUAGUUUUAUUUGAAGAUGGCUGAUGUUCUGGACAUAGAUAACGCUGAAGAAUUUGAAGUUGAUGACGAAGGCGAUCAGGGAAUAGCACGUCUUAAGGAGAAGGCAAAGAAAAGAAAGGGUCGUGGGUUUGGUAGUGAUAAUUCUGCAAGAGAGGAUAUUAAAGAAUAUGAAAGCAUGGAUGCAGAUGGAGAUGAAGAGCCUGGUCCACAGAGAUCUGUGGAAGGCUGGAUUUUGUUUGUGACAUCAGUUCAUGAAGAAGCUCAAGAAGAUGAUGUACAUGAUAAAUUUUCUGAAUUUGGAGAAAUAAAGAACAUUCACUUGAACCUUGACAGGCGUACAGGAUACUUAAAGGGCUAUGCAUUAGUGGAAUAUGAAACUUUCAAGGAAGCACAAGCAGCAAGAGAAUCUCUUAAUGGCACUGAGUUUCUUGGACAACAGAUAGGUGUAGACUGGUGUUUUGUUAAAGGGCCAAAGCGCACGAGGAGAAGCCGCAGGAGGAGAUAAACAUGUUUUGCACUAUAUUUACACAAUUCCAUUGUGUUUCUUUUCAUUCUUCAUUCGUUUUUUAUCUCAUUUUUAUGUACGAUAGAGGUUCAUAUGAAAGCUCUUGUAAGUUAUUACAUUGAAGGACUGUGAAAUAUUUGGAGAAAAUAAAUAUAGUUUUCCAUUAA